AUGUCAGGAAGACAUACCUAUGGCUUAGUGGCCCAUGAGCUCGACGAUUUAUCAAUUGUCGUUACAUUCACACCACCGCCAGGGAGGAAAUACCCCAAAACACUGAAACUUUUGCUUACUCCCAAAGAGAAUAAGACCUACAGUGUCUGCCAUCACAGCCUGCCUAAUAGCAUCCCUGUGCAACAGCUUGAGGCAGAGUUUUUGGGAGAUCGAAUAGGAGAAGAUGGUAAAGAUGGUGUCCGAAAGUUUGUCACUGCCCUGUCCCAGUAUACGAGAGCCUUUUUCAUAAGAUAUAAUCACGUCUCUAUAUUAGAGGAAGCAAAAAUGUUUGAUUCACGCAUUCACACCAACAGUGACUGUACAUUAGUGUCGUUGUUGAUUGAAGUAGCUGCGGAGGCUGAAGCUGGGAUGUCCCGGUUUGAAUUUGUGCUGGAGUACAAGCUUUUGGAGAUUUAUCCUCAUGAGGUCAAAGUCAGGUUUGUUGAUGGUGUUGAGACAGGAAAGGAAAUAAAGGAGCAACUUCAAGAAGCGAGCAUAGAUAUGAAGACCAGGCGCCCUUCCCUGACGUCAUCUGUUCAAUGUUUGUCGUGCAGGAGUCAUCGGACAGCCGAGAAGAGGAGACGGAUGAUGACUCUGGCAGCACAAUCCUCUUUGACUUUAAAUAAGAGACAGGAUUGUUUUGUCUAGACUGCUGUUACUAUUUUUAACAUUUGACUUUUAGUGAAUAUUGAUUCAUUAAUGUCUGAAGCAGUUUGGAUUGCUUAGAAAAUGGGAGAUUUUUACACUUCAUUUUUGUCACAAAUAUAUAUAUUUUUUCUUUCAUGUUUUUCUUUCAUGUUUUUUCUUACAUAAAAAUUCGACUGUUUUUGAUACAUUUUUAUAUAAUGAAAUUAGAUAACUCUUAUUAUUGUAUAUAUUGUCAAAAAUAAAUGGAGAAAUCUU
Molecule: messenger RNA, 942 nt
Organism: Penaeus indicus
Lineage: Eukaryota; Metazoa; Arthropoda; Malacostraca; Decapoda; Penaeidae
Exons: 7
Coding region: 1-687 (228 amino acids)
Cellular component (GO): kinetochore
Source: RefSeq, a predicted model, not a curated record